Molecule: messenger RNA, 1380 nt
Organism: Ilex paraguariensis (yerba mate)
Lineage: Eukaryota; Viridiplantae; Streptophyta; Magnoliopsida; Aquifoliales; Aquifoliaceae
Source: the annotation of a GenBank genome assembly
AUGGGCACCCAACAAACUAAUUUGAGUGUUCUUAUGCUUCCAUGGUUGGCUCAUGGUCAUAUUUCUCCCUUCCUAGAACUAGCCAAAAAGCUUGCAAAGAGAAACUUCCAUGUAUACCUCUGUUCUACACCUAUCAAUCUUAGUUCCAUUAAGGAACGAAUCACUGAGUUCGAGAAUCAAUCUCUCUCAAUACAAACGGUGGAACUCCAUCUACCCUCCUUGCCUGAACUUCCUCCAAAAUACCACACAACCAAUGGCCUCCCAAUCCACCUCAAUCCGACUCUCGACAAAGCCUUUGAAAUGGCAAGUCCGAGCUUCUACAACAUCCUCAAGACCCUAAAGCCUGACUUGCUUAUAUAUGAUGUCGCCCAAGCUAUCAAGCAAUGGCCUGCGGCAGUAGCUUCAACACAUAAUAUUCCAGCUGUUCAAUUUCUGACUUCGAGUGCAGCCAUGUGUUCCUACUUCAGUCAUCUUUUGUCUGCAACCGGUGUCGAAUACCCUUUCCCCGCUCUUUAUCUUCGAGAUUUUGAGUUAGCUAAGAUACGUCGUAGUGAUCUUAAAUCUUCAACAAGUGAUGAUGAUGAGAAUGAUCGUGGACGUCCAAGCCUUUUCACAAUAUCCAACAUCAUGCUAGUCAAAAGUUGCAGCGAAAUUGAGAAGAAAUAUAUGGAUUAUUUCUCCGCUGUAACUAAGAGGAAGAUUAUGCCUGUUGGCCCACUCGUUCAAGACUCCAUUAGCAAAGAUGAGCAGCAUUUGGAAGUUAUCGAAUGGCUUGGAAAGAAGCAUCACUCUUCGAGUGUGUUUGUGUCCUUUGGAAGCGAGUAUUUUUUGUCCAAGGAAGAGAUGGAAGAAAUAGCACAUGGGUUAGAGCUAAGCAAUGUCAACUUUAUAUGGGUUAUUAGGUUUCCAUUAGGAGACGAAACUAUGGUUGAAGAGGCACUACCUGAGGGAUACCUUGAGAGAGUGAGAGAUAGAGGGAUCAUCAUGAAAGGAUGGGCCCCUCAAGCUGAAAUUCUAAAGCAUCCAAGUGUUGGUGGAUUUGUGAGUCAUUGUGGAUGGAAUUCCGUAGUGGAAAGUAUAGAAUUUGGUGUCCCAAUCAUAGCCAUACCCAUGCAACUUGAUCAACCUCUGAAUUCUAGGUUGGUGGUUGAAAUUGGUUUAGGCAUGGAGGUUUGGAGGGACGAUAGUGGGAAGCUUCACAGAGAAGAGGUGGCGAAAGUGCUAAAAGACGUGGUAGUUGGGAACAAAGGGGAACAUAUGAGGAGAAAAGCAGGAGAAUUGAGAGAAAACAUAAGAUUGAAAGGAGAUGAAGAGAUAGAUGGAGCUGUGGAGGAGCUAGCACAACUUUGUCGUAAGAGUAAGGCCUAUAAUGACUAUUAG